UCAGCAUGUAAUUUAUUUAUGCUUAAUUUUAACUAGAUCUGUUCAGAACUGGUGUUGAUUAACAUGGAUAUAGUUUGCUAUGACUGCAUGAUUCAUGGCUUCUUUAUAGUUGGUGGUUUUUUAAACUGACAGACUUUUGUUGCUACCAAUACACUUAAUAUUUUAUUCACUGCGAUAGCUAUAUGCAUGUUAAGUACAUGUAAUCAUUGUGCUGAAAUAUACUUUGGCAUGUUGCUGAUUUGUGAUGCUUUCGGUGAAAAUUGGUUGUUUAACUUAUAGAAUUGAUGAUCUAUGAAUUAUAUUAAUGCUUUUCUUUUGCCCUAGAUUCUUAGGUUGUCAAGGAUGGCAGACACUAAAUCUAUUGGUAAGAGGUGGGAAGACAUGGACAUUGAUGUCCUAGUGAAGAUGUUCAAGGAAUUGAACAUGAUUGAGCUGGCUCCAGUUUCUCAAGUUUGUCGGUCAUGGCGCUUGGCUUGUUCAGAUCCAUUGAUAUGGAACACUCUUGAUCUAGGGCUUUUGAAAUCUAAUUUUAUUCCAACCAGGGCAUCACCAUACAUCUGGGUGAAUGAAAGGUCUGACCGGAGGCUGACACAAGUAUUGAGGAUUGCAAUGGCGCUCAGUCGUGGAAAUGUGACCUGCAUGAUAUACCACUAUAAUCUAUAUAUGAACGAUGAGCAUCUGAGUUACAUUGUUGAGAGGUCUCCUCAUCUCAAACGACUAGUUAUGCCAGCUUGGAACCGCAUCACUAAAGCUGGUAUCCGUCGGGCUAUACAGAGGUGGGAAAAGCUGGAAUCGCUGACAAUGCCUGCAAUCGCUCAUCCCCCUUAUAUCUUGGAAGCAAUAAGCAGGAGCUGCAAAAACUUCUCAGAACUCAAGAUCAUGGGUACUUUUGAUGUGUACUUUGCGUCAGCUAUUGCUUCCAGUCUUCCAAAGCUGAAAGUGUUAAGCGUGCGAUGCUCUAUAAUUUCAAAGGAAGCCCUGCUGCUUAUUUUGAACGUCAUGGAUAAUCUGGAGGUACUCAAUAUAUCUCACUGCCUUCUGGAGGGGCACACAGCUGCAGGACAGAAACAGGUGUUCAGGGAACUAGACCACUCCAUUUGUGAAAGAGCUUCCAGGUUACGUGAAUUCUUCCACUGUCAGAGCAGCUCAUGCACUACAUGUCGGAGGAUGAUCAAGGAUGAAGGUUUUAUGAGGUGGUACCAGUAUGAAACCUGGUUUUGGCGCCAGGAUGAGGUGAGCUCUCUUGAUUUGGGAGAUUAUGGAAGGUUGUUUGAUGAGGACAUGAGCAAAAGGUUGCAAGACUGAUUCUCAGUGAUAAUGCAGAAAAUAUUUUGAGGAUGCCAACCUUCAUCAGGGGGGUUUCCAAGUAGUUGUUCCUAAUGAGCAUACAGUCGUAACAGCUUUAAAACUCUUACAUCUAGAGUUGUUUUAGGGCCUUCUUAUAUAUGAGCAGCAGCAUGAUUUUGAUGGUGUUUGGUAUACUUGAGAAAGUAGGUAUGGGUGGAGUAACUAUUGCCACUAUUUCUUAUGAUCCGAAUGAAUCAGUUUUUGAACA
Messenger RNA from Phoenix dactylifera (date palm), 1555 nucleotides. NCBI's taxonomy places the organism in Eukaryota, Viridiplantae, Streptophyta, Magnoliopsida, Arecales, Arecaceae. The record is from RefSeq and is a predicted model, not a curated record.